Menidia menidia (Atlantic silverside) is the source of this 1509-nucleotide messenger RNA. The record is from the annotation of a GenBank genome assembly. Lineage: Eukaryota; Metazoa; Chordata; Actinopteri; Atheriniformes; Atherinopsidae.
AAGCCCGAGCAGGAUUUCAGCAAACUGAGAAGGCGGCCUCCGUGUCGUCAGCAACAGUAUCCUGCCCUUUUUUCUGACAGCAAAGUACGCUUUAUGGACACAUAAUUUUCCCCGGAUCGGUCUUUGGAGCAGGCCCGGAACGUUUUACGGUGUAAAUAUGGGUUGUUUGGGCAACAGUAAGACCGAAGACCAGAGAAAUGAGGAGAAGGCACAAAGAGAAGCAAACAAAAAGAUAGAGAAGCAGCUCCAGAAAGACAAACAGAUAUACAGAGCUACACACAGACUACUACUUUUAGGAGCUGGUGAGUCGGGAAAAAGCACGAUAGUCAAACAGAUGAGGAUCCUACAUGUCAACGGCUUCAAUGCAGAAGAAAAGAAGCAGAAAAUUCAAGACAUCAAGAAUAACAUUAAAGAGGCUAUUGAGACUAUUGUAACAGCCAUGAGCACCCUGACACCACCAGUGCAGUUGGCGAGUCCACAGAACCAGUACCGGAUCGACUACAUCCUCAACUUUGUCAACCAGAAGGACUUUGAGUUUCCAUCUGAGUUUUAUGAUCAUGCAAAGACACUGUGGCAGGACGAAGGAGUCCAGGCGUGCUACGAAAGAUCCAACGAGUACCAGCUGAUCGACUGUGCACAGUAUUUUCUAGAUAAGAUCGACAUUGUGAAACAGAGUGACUACACUCCGUCAGAUCAGGAUUUGCUUCGGUGCAGAGUACUGACUUCAGGGAUCUUUGAGACAAGAUUCCAAGUGGACAAAGUUAAUUUCCACAUGUUUGAUGUCGGCGGUCAAAGAGACGAACGCCGGAAAUGGAUUCAGUGCUUUAACGAUGUAACGGCCAUCAUCUUCGUAGUGGCCAGUAGCAGUUACAACAUGGUGAUCCGAGAGGACAAUCAGACCAACCGUUUACAGGAGGCCCUCAAUCUCUUCAAGAACAUCUGGAACAACAGGUGGCUGCGGACCAUUUCUGUCAUUUUGUUCCUAAAUAAACAGGACCUGCUUGCAGAGAAAGUGCUGGCAGGAAAAUCCAAAAUUGAGGAAUACUUCCCUGAAUUUGCGCGUUACUUCACACCCGAUGAUGCGACACCAGAGCCUGGAGAAGAUCCUCGUGUUACAAGGGCAAAAUACUUCAUAAGAGAUGAAUUCCUGAGGAUCAGCACGGCAAGCGGGGACGGCAGGCACUAUUGUUACCCCCACUUCACCUGUGCCGUGGACACGGAAAACAUCCGCCGCGUCUUCAAUGACUGUCGAGACAUCAUCCAGCGGAUGCACCUGCGGCAGUACGAGCUGUUGUGAUGGGAGAGGAAAGGAGCUCACCAAAAACCCCAACGCAGAUCGGACUCCAGAAAAAACACUGAACCCGGACGUGUGUGACCUCCCGCGACAGAGCAGGGGCCGAAAUGCACACCAACAUACACACAUGCGCACACACACACACAGACACACUUUCAGCAGACACAGCCUGAACCCAGAACUGCCCCUGAUGCAAACUCUAUGCCCGAUGAAGA